Messenger RNA from Adineta steineri, 1938 nucleotides. The record is from the annotation of a GenBank genome assembly. NCBI's taxonomy places the organism in Eukaryota, Metazoa, Rotifera, Eurotatoria, Adinetida, Adinetidae.
AUGAUGGUAUGGCUUCGGCCUGAGUACAUCCUGGCCUUUGUUACCAGUUUGUACUAUUGCUCUCAAUUAGUUGCAUCAAAAACAUAUGAUAGAUUUUGGUGUGCAACAGAAGAAGGUCAUCAUCAAAUAUCUUGUUCUGACGAACGUGCUUUAUUAACUGAUAUAUCAAUACGUAAAGUAUAUCGACGUACAGGAAUGUGUGAACCCGAUGAUCAUUCAGAAUAUCUUGUAAAUUGUCAAGCAUUUAUUGAUGGUUCGUCAUGUGAAGGAAAUAAAACAUGUUCGAUUGAAAUAUCUAGUCGAGAUUAUGUACAAUGUGGUGAUAAAUCCUAUGCACCAACAUAUUUUUUUGUUCAAUAUACUUGUAUACAAAUUCAUACAAUGUGUACAGAUACAAUGCCUAUUCGAAAUACAUUAUAUGGAUAUAUUCUCUCACCAGCAUAUCCACAUCCAAUGGGUGAUAAUUUAACAUGCUCAAUGACUAUCGAAGCUGAAUCUUCUAUGUAUAUUGAAUUAUCUCCAAUUCAAAUACGUUUACAAGAAACAAUUAAAUGUCGUAGUGAAUUUAUUGAAAUUCUUGGCUACGAUUCAUCAUUGGAUGAUAGUAAAAAUCUUAAUUGGAAAGGAUAUCAUACAUGGUGUGGUGCUGAUCGUUCAUUAAAUAAUCCAUUACCUAAUGCACGUUAUCUUAUUUCUUCAAAUUCCUUAUAUAUAUCUUUACGAACAAGUAUAUCAAAAAAACCAAGAUUUUUUAAAAUUCGAUAUAAAAUUGUCCCAGCUACAACACGUUCUCAAUAUAAUUCCGAUGGACUUGCUAUUGAUUCAAUAGGCAAAGGAUCUAUACCGUCAGUUAUAUCCGUACAAUCAUCAACAACUAUUAUACCAACAACAAUCAUAAUACCAUCGUUAAAUGAAAGUGAUAUAAGAUAUGGUAAUGGAACAAUAACAACAACAAAGCGAUUUUUUAGAAAAGAAGUUAUUAUUGGAAUUAUUGCUGGUGUAAUUGCUUUACUUUGUAUAGUAGCUGCUGGAAUUAUCAUUUUUAUUUUUAUUAAAAGACGACGAUCUUCAGCUGGUUCUAGCACUGGAAAGAAAAGUGCGUCUGCAGCGACUAGUAGUACUGCGUCGAAACCACCUGGUAAAUCAUCUGAUAAAGCUCCACUUCUUGAACAAAAAAAUAAUCCACCCGCAGCAGCAGCAAAACAAAAAUUAGUUCCUGAACGAACUGUACCAGCAGGUGAUACUAGCCGAUUUAAAGCUAAUGAUCCAACAGGUGCAAAGGCUGAAGCAAAAGCUGCAUUAACCGCAGCUGAUAGUGGUAUUUAUGGUGCUGAUACAUCUGAAGAACCUAAAGCUCCGUUAAAACCAGCAUCACUAGCAGUAUCAAAUCCAGCCAAACCUGCUACUACUACUACUGAUGUACCUGUAGUAUCAGAAACGAAAUCAACAACUGAAAUUAAUCCUGUAUCAGAACCGGUAGCAAUUGUUGAUAUUAAUCCAAUACCUGAACCCAUAGCAACAAUUGUUGAUGUUAAUCCAAUACCAGAACCUGUAGGAACAGUUGUUGUCAAUCCAUUAAGUGAAAAUACAACAAUAUCUGCUAUUGUUAUCCCUAAUAAUGUUGAAAUAAAUCCAUUAUUACCAAAUGACAUCGAAGAAAAACGAUAUUCUUUAGAUAAUACGAUUCAUAGUGCUUAUUCAAAUUUAAUUGAUGCAACAACAAGUGAAAAUGAAGGAACAACAUGUGGUAGUGGGUUACAAUCACGACGUACGUCACAUUUAAAACAACCGUUAGUUAAUCAAGAAUCGAAUAAUAUUGAAACAGUUGUUAUAUCUGAAUAUGCCGAUACAUCAUCACAUAAUACAGUACCAUUCAACCCAUUACAUGUGAUAUUAAAAAAAGAUGCCCAUAAAUAUUAUACUACAGAAUAUAUUUAA